This is a messenger RNA of Penicillium brasilianum, 1518 nucleotides long. Lineage: Eukaryota; Fungi; Ascomycota; Eurotiomycetes; Eurotiales; Aspergillaceae. The record is from the annotation of a GenBank genome assembly.
AUGGCACCAUCCGCCCAAAUAGACGUACUAGCAAGUGCUAUAGUCGCCCGAUUUCUACGGACAAAUGCCUACACCGAAACUCUGCAGGCUUUUAUCCGCGAGGCGGGCCUUGCUCCGGACGUGGGGCAGGUCUCUGGUGACGACACUCACAAUUUGACGAUCCAAAGUUUGCUGGAGGAGAAGCAGGCGUAUGACCACAGUACCAAUCUUGAAAGACUUGGAAAUGAGAGUAGAGCGAUAUCAUCAUGGGGACUGCCAGCACCAUCUAAGCCGACUGUUAUUUCUACUCCAACGUCUUCAAAUCUACUGGCUGCAUCAGUGGAGUAUUGGCAAAGGCCCUGCCUCGAUGGAGGCGAUAUUGACUCUGACCUCGCGACGUCAACAAGACCGCUCAUAGUGUCCACGGGCGCCGAUAGACAGAUGCAUCUGCUUGAGACAAUUCCCGGAAACAAGGCGAUUACUUCAUUCUCCGGCCUAUCAGACUCACCUAUACUUUCAUUUGUGUCGAUCCUUCAAGGCCGAUACGUUCUAAUGACCAAUAUGUCUGGACACCUGCUUCUCCAACGCGGCUCGGAAGCCUUGCAAAGCCGAAAAGACCACGCAAAGUACGCCGUCAAGGUCAUUGCGAAUGAGGAACUAGACGACAUGGGCUCUGUGAAGGCCCUCUGGGUUGCCACCGCGGGUUGGGACGCGACUGUCUUCUUGUACCGGGUCUCGAUUGAAAUUGGGGACCAGGCUCCUCCAACACCUGUCAUUGGCGACCCUGUGGCCCGCAUCAAAUUGACAACAAACCCGGAGUCUCUCUUGUUCGUGCGCCACGUUGAUACAGGCGAGCUGCUACUUCUUGUCUCGCGCCGCGACUCGAGCUACAUCUACUAUUACCAGGUUGAGACAGGCCUUCAAAAUGGCACACAACGGACGGAAAGCCACAAUGCCGAUAUCUCACCACCUGAAUGCCGUCUCCUUGGACAGCAGAACCUGGCACCACACUCUAAUGCGUGGGUAGCUUUCUCACCAUCUCACAUGGCACUUAGCCCUCUUGAUCCGGGGCUACUUGCAGUGGCGACCUCCUCAGAACCCCAUAUGAAGGUGAUCAUUGUGCGCCUGCUUUUCCCAUCAGCGACUUCCUCCGAUGGAUCGAUCCCAUCGGUACAAGAUGCACCCGUGACGCAAGCUUCACAGGCCCUCGAGGCUCUGGCGCUGCAAAAUCGGGAAGAUGCCGCGAUCUUGAUACAGGCGAAUACAUUUGCUCCUCAAACGUCUUACUCGACGCCGCAGGUAGCUUGGCGACCCGACGGAUCGGGCGUCUGGGUGAAUGGGGAUGACGGUGUGGUGAGAGGUAUCGAGCUGAAAACUGGUAAGGUUGUUGCCUCGUUGAAGGGUGGUCAUGAACCUGGGAGUAAAGUGCGAACUAUUUGGGCUGGCUACGUUGCUGUACCCAACCAGGGGGAUGAUGCCAAGGAGGAAUGGGUGAUUAGUGGUGGUUUUGAUAAACGGUUGAUUGUUUGGAAAGUAUAA